Mytilinidion resinicola is the source of this 979-nucleotide messenger RNA. RefSeq lists its product as uncharacterized. Lineage: Eukaryota; Fungi; Ascomycota; Dothideomycetes; Mytilinidiales; Mytilinidiaceae. The record is from RefSeq and is a predicted model, not a curated record. The coding region runs from base 252 to 941 and encodes 229 amino acids. The transcript has a single exon.
AUGAUGCGUUUGUUAUUUCCGAAAGUAGUAAUACAAUGAACGUGGCCGAUUAACGUAGAUACAAGCUUCAACGUCGAAAAAUUGGGGGACUCAAAUCUAGCCUACUCAUCGCCCAGCCCUUUGCGAUCCUACUCAUCGCCCUCCCCUUCGCCAGCCCAUUCGUCGCCAACCCACUCGACCGUUACUUUGUCAAAUGCGGACAGUAACAGAGAAUCAUAAACCUCGUCAGCCCUAUCCCACUCAAGUCAGGUAUGCAUCCCCUCAAACCUCCCCUCGAACCUCCGCAGCUCGCCUCACCUUUUACUUACUGUAGCCUUAGUCCACGCCUCCGCCUACAGCAUGUAAAACAACAACAUCCUUGGUUCCUAAUACAAUGUCAGACACGUUCAUUAACGACUUUGCUGGAGAUGCUCUGCCUUGGCGACCAGGACUUUCCUCUCGAUCUCCUGAAUAAACUCCGCGACUUUCUAACGUGGUUAGAUACCACCAACUCUCCGCACUUGCAGAGGAACCUGACUACCGUGGAGUCAAGGUUUUAUAAGGUGCCUCUACCUUUUCGACAACAGUUUGCGGAGCUUGUAUGGGCCGUUGAGGCGAGCAAUGGCCAAACAUCGAUAUCCAUCGUCAAUGAUCUGUACUGGUCGAUGAGCUCGCUUUGGGACACCACCGCAUCGCAGUCUUCAGCAGUUAACAUUGCAACAGCGAGGUAUGCCGGCAUACAUCCAUCUAUCAGGGAAGCCUUUGCCACUUUUCUCGGUGGCAUGGUCGAUGUCCAUGGUCGCGACGGUCGAAAAUUCAUACCGCCUGAGGGGGAUCCGGAAUCUCACCUGUGUAUUAUAGGCAGCUAUUGUCCGGACUACACGGCGGCCACUGGAGACAUGGAAUAUGCCUGCGCACCGGGCUCACUAUCAACCGACCUAGUGGGCGCGAAGCUUGGAUAGGACUGCAAUCUGUCUUCGCCGUGGGGAGUCUUUUCGGC